This is a messenger RNA of Alligator mississippiensis (American alligator), 10696 nucleotides long. It is a transcript of the gene SFMBT2, whose product is annotated as Scm like with four mbt domains 2. Gene Ontology annotation, cellular component: nucleus. Lineage: Eukaryota; Metazoa; Chordata; Crocodylia; Alligatoridae. The transcript is spliced from 21 exons. Gene Ontology annotation, molecular function: transcription corepressor activity; histone binding. Gene Ontology annotation, biological process: regulation of DNA-templated transcription. Bases 336 to 3017 code for a protein of 893 amino acids. The record is from RefSeq and is a predicted model, not a curated record.
AAGGGUGCAGGGGGAGGGCUCGCAACCCGCUGUAAUUGGCUCCGAAAAAAGAAAGAAAGAAAGAAAAAAAAAAAAACCCACCCAAAAAGAUGUUGCAACUGCUGGAAAAAAAGGUCAUUGAAGGAGUUGGCUGCGAAAAAAAAUCAGCUUAAAAAAGAGUGGCAGGCAUGCGCAAUGGGAGGAUGCCAUGUUGGAAUGAGGCUGUAGCGAGAGAGAGAGAGGGAGAGGGAGCGACAAACUGGUCGCCUGCUCGCCGCGGAGCCGCAGGGCAGUGCCCUUCCCGCGCCCGGAAAUUCUUGCUGCAGGAUGAAUUAGGAAAGGAAGAAAUCUGAACAAUGGAGACGAGGACGUCUUUGAUUUCCAGCAUGCAGGAAACACAGCAUCUAUCCCAGGAGAAGGGCCAGAGUCCAGCCAAUGGGAACAGAGAGCAGUUUGAUUCAGAUGAAGGGUCAAGCUUAGAGGAUACCGAUUUUAAUUGGGAUGAAUACUUGGAAGAAACAGGAGCCAGCGCUGCUCCUCACACAUCGUUCAAACACGUUGAAAUCAGCCUACAGAGCAGUUUCCAACCAGGGAUGAAGUUAGAAGUGGCCAACAAGAACAAUCCAGACACAUACUGGGUGGCUACAAUCAUUACGACAUGCGGGCAGCUCUUACUGCUACGUUACUGUGGCUAUGGAGAUGAUCGCCGAGCGGAUUUCUGGUGUGAUGUGAUGACAGCUGAUCUUCAUCCAGUCGGCUGGUGCACCCAGAACAACAAGGUGCUGAUGCCUCCGGACGCAAUCAAGGAGAAGUACGUGGACUGGACGGAAUUCCUUAUACAUGAUUUGACAGGCUCCCGAACUGCACCUGCAAACUUGCUGGAAGGCCCUCUGCGAGGAAAAAACCCUGUAGACCUCAUUACAGUUGAUUCCUUAAUAGAGCUGCAGGAUACCCAGAACCCCUUUCAGUACUGGAUAGUUAGUGUGGUUGAAAAUGUUGGAGGAAGAUUACGCCUUCGCUAUGUGGGAUUGGAGGAGACUGAAUCCUAUGACCAGUGGUUGUUUUACUUGGAUUACAGACUUCGACCAGUCGGUUGGUGUCAAGAGAAUAAAUACAGAAUGGACCCACCUACAGAAAUCUAUUCUCUGAAGACUAUAUCUGAGUGGAAAUGCGCUCGGGAAAAAUCCCUUAAUGAUGCAGCAAAAUGUCCUCUUCCAAUGGAAGUGUUCAAGGAUCAUGCUGAUUUGAGGAGCCACUUCUUCACAGUGGGGAUGAAGCUAGAGGCAGUGAACAUGAGGGAACCCUUUACUAUCUGUCCUGCAUCAGUGACUAAGGUUUUUAACAAUCACUAUUUACAAGUGACCAUUGAUGACUUGAGACCUGAAGCUAGCAAAAUCUCAAUGCUUUGCCAUGCCGAUUCCUUAGGGAUCUUACCAGUACAGUGGUGCCUUAAAAAUGGAGUCAAUCUCACGCCUCCCAAGGGUUACUCUGGCCAGGACUUUGACUGGGCAGAUUAUCAGAAGCAGUGUGGAGCAGAGGCAGCUCCUCACUUCUGCUUUAGAAACACGUCCUUCAGCCGUGGCUUUACGAAGAACAUGAAGUUGGAGGCGGUGAACCCCAAGAACCCUGCAGAAAUAUGCGUUGCUUCGAUCACGUCCGUGAAAGGAAGGUUAAUGUGGCUGCACCUGGAAGGUUUACAGAUGCCCUCUCCGGAGUAUAUAGUUGAUGUAGAGUCUAUGGACAUUUUCCCAGUUGGCUGGUGUGAAGCAAAUGCUUAUAACCUAAUACCACCCCACAAAGCAGUUCUGCGAAAGAAGAGAAAGAUUGCAGUUGUGCAGCCAGAAAAGCAGUUGCCUUCCACAGUGCCUGUUGAGAAAAUACCUCAUGACCUUUGCCCGGUUCCUCAGCCAGACACAACAGGUACCAUCAAUGGAAGAUACUGCUGCCCCCAGCUCUUCAUCAACCACCGCUGCUUCUCAGGUCCUUAUUUAAACAAGGGGAGAAUAGCAGAGCUACCUCAAUCUGUCGGGCCUGGCAAAUGCGUGCUAGUUCUGAAAGAGGUUCUCAGCAUGGUAAUCAAUGCGGCUUACAAACCGGGGAGCGUUUUACGAGAGCUGCAGCUGGUGGAAGACCCGCAGUGGAAUUUCCAGGAGGAAACGCUGAAGGCGAAGUACCGAGGGAAAACCUACCGGGCGACGGUCAAGAUCGUGAGGACGUCUGAUCAAGUGGCAGAUUUCUGCCGGAGAGUCUGUGCCAAGCUGGAGUGUUGUCCCAACCUGUUCAGCCCUGUGCUUGUAGCUGAAAUCUGUCCCGAGAACUGUUCUAUUCACACCAAAACCAAAUACACCUAUUAUUAUGGGAAGAGGAAAAAAAUCAUUAAGCCACCAAUUGGGGAAAACAACAACUUGAAGAGUGGACACAUCAAGCCUGCAAGGCGCAGGAAAAGACGGAAAUCCAUUUUUGUGCAGAAGAAGAGGAGGUCAUCGACUGCUGAUUUUAACACUGCAGGGUCUGCAGAGGAAAGUGAAGAGGAGGAGCCAGAUGCUAUGGAAGAUGAGACAGGGAGUGAAGAAACCAGCUCAGAACUACGGGAUGACCAGACAGACACCUCCUCGGCCGAGGUCCCGUCAGCCAGACCGAGGAGAGCCAUGACAUUACGAAGCAGCACCGAGUCGGACAGGCCUCCUCCCAUUGAGAGAGCGAGAAGGAGCCGGAAAACACCGUCUCUCUCGUACAGCGAACAGGAGAAGUGCACUCAAGUCAAGGAAGAAAUAAAGCAAGAGGAGGAAGAAAAACUCAUUCUGGACAGCAACCCAUUGGAGUGGACAGUGACUGACGUGGUGAGGUUUAUCAAACUGACAGACUGCGCUCCCCUAGCCAAGAUAUUUCAGGAACAGGACAUUGACGGCCAGGCGCUUCUGCUGCUGACCCUGCCGACCGUGCAAGAAUGCAUGGAGCUGAAACUUGGCCCAGCCAUCAAGUUGUGCCACCAGAUUGAGCGAGUAAAAGUUGCUUUCUAUGCACAGUAUGCCAACUGACUGCCGCUCCUUGCAUUGCCUUCUGGGCUUUUCUCACUGGUUUUCAAACGUUACAGCUCAUUUGGGUUUUUCCCCGCCCUGCGCUCGUAAGCCUGUGGAAGCCGAAACACUGAGAAGCUCUCUGUAAAAAAAACAAAAAAACCCCCGAAACAAUCUGAAUGAGUAUUUCCAGUUUUUGUGAAGCACAUUGGUAUUUCUUCUUGGGAGCCUGUCCACACAUGCGAUAUUGUAGUGUAGCAAGGCUGUAAGAGAGCAGAAGGUUUGUCUUCUUUUUUUUUAGUAAAAGAGAAAAUAAAACAAGUUUUCCUACAACCGGCAAACACAUUCCAUGGGGGAUAGCGUUCAAACAUUCCCAGCUGAUUAUGGUGUGUCUAGGUCAAUUUCUGGACAUAAAUGAUCCCCGUCAUGAACUGACACACUUCUUUCAUAUUGAAAUGUGAGUGAUCAUUUUUAGUGAUCCACGGUUUACUGCAGAUUUGAUCGUAAUGAUCAAUGUGCUUUAUUCAGGCCUGCAAAGAAAGCAUUAGAGCCGUGAUAUGCCAUGUAAUGUCUUAGCAAGCAGUUGAUAAAGGGGAAUCCCAGCUGUGCUCUCUAUCAGAAAAAAAUUCAAUGAACUUCAAGGGGUACAGCAAAAGGUAGUGCCCAGUAACGCUUCCGAAACCUGGUAGAGUUAUGUACAAUAUUCUGAUUUUCUCUGUGAUUGGACCUGUACAGUUCUUCAUUCUUGUAAUGGAACAUGCAUGAAAUAUUUUAUACUAAAGCCCAUUCAAUUAUCUCCAAGUAACGUUAAAGGUCUAAUGGUGGACGCCUACACAACAGGGAAUUCAGGUGGAAGGAUGAGACUUUGGAGUAAAUGCUGAUCUAGGCUGAACCUGGUUAAAUCCAUUGAAGGCAACUGAACCUCCUGGGUUGACUUUGGUGUAAAAAAGAUCAGAAUAUGUUCCGCAAAGGAUCUGCAUUGUUUUAUACCAGCUGAGGAUUUAGCCCAGCACACCCUUCUGUUCCUGAGCAUACAAAGAGCCAGAUUCACCAGAUGCCCUGUGCUGCUGUCCGUGGUUAAACUGGAUUUGCACUGUUUUGUGUCAAUGGAGACAUGCGAAGCAUCUGAAAGGUACCGGGUAACCUGGCCCUGAGUGCCCGUGUGGCCGUGUUAAAGAGCUGUGUGAAACGCAUGGACUUUGGCUCAGCAUGGCUCGUGAUAGGAAUCGGAACAAAGUCCAUUGAAGUCAAUGGUGUUAUACCCUCCUAAUAACUCUACCCCGAGCAAGAACAGAAGCUGAGUUUUAUUUCGAAGAUGAGUUUCAAGUGGAGCUCCCCAAAAAGGCAAACUCGGUCGUUGUGGCUGGGUUUUUUUUCCCUAGCUUCAGAGGAAACCACGGACUUUUUUUUUGGUUGUUUUUGCAUGGUUUCCUCUGAAACUAUAAAUAGGCCUGUGAUCUGCAACUUCAGCGGACUCAGAGUUUUGGAUUUGUUACAGAAAUCUAGUGCAGCCUUGUCAGGAUGCCAGGUCAGAGUCUCCAGGGACCCCUUCUAAUGUGAGACAUGAUUUUUUUACCCUGAAUUCUACAUGUCUUUGCUUUUGCCCAGUUAGCUCAGAGCUCGAAUGUUACUUCAACAGAAUCUGUUGGUUUCAAUGCCUUUUUUUUACCCCCGCUUUUUAAAAAGCCGUUUUGCUUGUGUUCACUCUCUCAUUGCCCACUGACUUGGAUCUGAUAAUCCUGCAGACUGGAUGUGCUCAGCUAAACGACCGGGCAUUCUCAGAUUAGAGCUGGUUGGUUCUGCCAUAUCCAUUUUCUUCUUGACGACUCUGUUAAUUGUGUGGAUUAUUGGUGCUGUAUAAUGCUUCUGAAAUACCCUUUACAGACUCUGGUGGACCAGAAUUCACUUCGGAGAAUACUUUAUGCAAGGAUCGAUUCAGGGGACCAUCAAGCUUUUCAAGGCAUCUUUAUAAUGUGCCGCUAUAAUAACGGGUUGCCUGGUUGAGUCUGCUCCCAGUGAAUUACCUUCGUCUGACAUUUGAAUACAAAUUCAAUAUGAGUUGCUGCAGGUUAGACCAGGUCCCACAAUACUACAGUUGGCUUCAGUAAAAUUCGUGUACUUCCUUUGUUCACAAGAUCUUAGUAGUAAGAUUUAAAUGAUCUUUAUUUAAAGGAAGGGAAUAAAGCGGCUGCUCCUGUGCUGAGGCUUUUGUUUCACCAGAAAACAAAUGAUUAAGGGUUAAGUUGUCCUUUGAGACAGCGGGCAGUGGGUUUUGCAUUGGGAAUCCUAUGGGGUGUUUAACAGCAUGCUAAAUCACUGCGGUUGUGCUGAUGAUUUUUGGUGAACCCUUCAAGAUGCCAGUGAGUUUAAAUGCCCACCUUCCCUUUUAAAAUUUCCCCCAGAAAAGCUCAGCUUCUCUUCUCUAGUCCAGUGGACAUCAGGGACAUCAUAUUCUCCCUGGCAGCUUCCACCCAGUCACUGUGCUAAAUUAAAGCAGCUCAUGCGUUGUUCAUAUAUAGACACGUAUGUACACUGUAUGAUCUUAAAGAAACGCUAGAAUUGGCCCAGACACCGGGGCCGGGUAAGGGAAAUGGAAAAGGUGCUGAGCGUGUCUGCCUGGCCCGGAGGUGGCUGUGCCCUGAUGCAGGUUCAGGUCUCUGCAGGGCAGAUCCAUCUGCCUUCUGCUCCUUUGACGCUUGCUGGAUAAUCUGGCCCAGGGGUCAUCAAAGGAAUUGAAUGCAUUUGAGGGUCCUGUUACUUUCUCAACAUGGAUAAUCAUUUUGGUGCCACCGAAAUACUUGUGGAAGACUGAACUGGAGUGCACGUGGCUGCCUGCUUUAUAUUCGGGACCAUCUCCAUGCUCAGUUUUGAUGUAGCAAAGGGGGCACACAGCUUUGGGCGGUGAUAUGCAACCUUAUGGAAAUAACAAGCGGAGCUCUUACUGAUUGUUUUUUCCUUCUAUUAACAAGAAUCAGAAAGGUUAAUCAUGUUUAAAACCACAGCUAGCAAAAAAAACAAAAAACCCCACUUUGACUGUAGCUUAUGCAGACUGUAAAGCUCUCCAGGCUUUUGCUCCCCCCUCCCUCUGUGUUUUUUUUUUUUUUCUUCCUUUCUUUUUAAAUAUCCCUUCAUUUAUUUUUCUCUGUUCCUUUUGGAGAGCUGUGACCUCAAGUCUUUAUUCUAAAAUUACCUUGAAUUGGCCUCAGUGGCAAAUGCUUUAUUAUAGUGACACCUAAAAUAGCGAGUGGGAAGGGAUCAAAGAGAUGCAGUCUGCUGUUCUAAUUGCCUUCCAGAGAAGUAGCGCUGAAUCUCCUACCCAAUUUUUUUUAUGUAAAAGAAAACUGUAUGGCAGGCAGUUAAAUUGAACAAUGUGCUCACAUUGUCACUUAAAGAUUCAAGCCGAGAUCAGAACGAUCUGAAUGCUCCUUCCGGCGCAUAAUCCCAGAUCCAGAAAAUUAACAAGAUUUUAGAAUAAUGCAUGUCUAAGGAGACAUUUGAAACACAGAACUCAUUAGGGUGAAAUGCUGAUAUACUUUGCUACAUAAAAAAAAAAAAAAAAGUAAUCGGUAAAAAGAAGCAUUUUUAUCCAAUGUAUAGAGUCAAAUUCAGAGCUGGGAUAAUAAGGAACAGACUCCCAUCAUAUUCAGGAAGCUGCAUCUUAUUACAUCACAUCUGGAUUUGGUCCUGAGAAUAGGGGCAAGAUAAAUGAUGGUGUUUUCUUUGUCUCCAGGAUGAAAAGGUUCAGGGUAUGAAAUUACUGUGGCCAAAGCUAGAACCAUUGCUACCUACCAGCAAUGCUUUUCCUUCUGGCCAAGGAACAAGAUGGUCAUCUCUCUGCCGCCGUCCUUGGGGCCAACUCAGAGCUGGGAUGGGAACCCCAGGGUACUUGUGCUGAAUCAGUGCAUUCAAGUCAGCACUGUGCUUGGCCCAUUCAGGUAGACUAACAGCAGCUCUGCACCAUUUUGGUGUCUCCUUGGAGGAAUCUAGCUUCUGAGAUGUAGGCCUGGAGCUCUAUUUUGUGGAGUUUUACUAAGCUAUUUAAAAUGCUGUGCACCAGGCAUAUCCGUGGUCCUGUGCUGCUAUGCACCUAUCUCCUUCCACCAACUUAGAUCAACUAUUAGAACUGGAAGGAGAAGUUUCCAUCCCCUCGGGGUAAAUCCAGCUCCCGUUUCCCUCCACUAUCAACCAGGUGAGAACCUGCCCUCCUCUUCUCCUAUAUACUUCCUUGCUCCAGAAUGAGAUUUCUUCCUCUUGAGCUCUCCAUAUUCCAGGCAUUUCCCACAUGCUACCCACCAUCCAUCACCUGGGCACCUACUUUUCACCAUUCAGCUCAUUAGCUGUCAGCAAACACUGGCCACUGUCGCCUCUGAUGGGCAUCAUGGCUUUCAAGCACUGAUGUCUGCUUCCGGGAGCUGAAUUUGAGCUUUAUUAGAUAGGUACUGGUGCCUGAAGGACUCCCCCAGCAAACUGCAAACUACCUCCUGAGGGUGCUGAAUGCUCACUGAAAUCAAUGGAAAUUGGUGGCAUUCAGUCUUUCUAGUGAGGAUCAUUCCAGGACUGGGCUCUCAUUGAGAUGGUGUCGGACAUGCCGUGAUACUGUCUGCAAUGUACUGUCAAGACGCUGAUGCGCAAAGGUAUUUAGGAUUAACAAAAACGCCAAAGCAAGUACAGCCAGGGGAGAGAGGCACCAAACUCGCAUGACAUCUGUCUCAUUGCAAUUUGCAUUAAUUCUGAAACGACGUUGAAUCCGAAAGUCAGCAAACCUGACACAAGCUCUUUCAAAGCCAGCUGGCCCCGUCAGUCAGUAUUUACUCACCGAAAAAGCAAGCCUUGUUGUUUUCUGAGCCUUUUCAUUGACUUCAGCAGGAGCUCCAGGUGUACAGCACUUCAGUUAAAAAAAAAAUAAAUAAAGUCAGGUCACUUACCAUUAUAAUUUCCUGGAGUUCAGAAAUGUCAGGGCAUUUCAAAUGUUCUUUGUUUCUCAAGGCAGCGAGCUCGGAAAAAAAUGUGGAGCAUGUUUUUCUUUGCAGGUAAAACUCAAGUGCUGAAGGAAAAGGAAACGCACACUAGUACUGAGUGCCAUAAAAGCCAGCUUUAUUAUGUGUGGGUUAAAGUAGCCUCAAGAUCUCCAUUUUAGGGCUGCAUAGUGCAAAGCUUGGUCUCGUACAUCUAAUUCCCCAAGCCAAGAAAUAUGCUUUCCAUGAUCAGCAAAAUGCCUUAAGCACUAGGAUUUGAUAUGAUUUUUUUUUAAUAUAGAGCAAUGGAUUUUUUUAAAUUCAUAUUCACCCUUUUUUUUUCCAUACCAUUCAACAAAGUAGCUGCCCUACUAGAAAAGGAGUUUUUGUUCUUCACAAAGGACUUGGUUCAAAGCCAGAUGAAAUCAGGGGAAAGAAUGGGCUUUGGAAACAGGUGAAUUUCUUCUGUCAUUUAGAAGAUAUUAAUUAACGCAAGGAUUAAAGACUGGAUUCUCAGCAUUGGCCUUUGCAGUCCUUAAAUUUCACCUCUCCUGCAGGAGAUGUGUUUUUGGGUUUUGUAGGGACUUAGUGCCAUUCAGCAGAGCACACGGUGCAGGAGAAGCAAAAUGUUACCAUUGCACUGCUGCAUAAGAAAGCCUCCCGUGGUUUAUCCUUUACACAAUUAAUUCCCAUCUUGCACUUAAAAUGUCAGUAACAUCUCACACCACAUAGAUGAAACUCCAAAAAGUGUAGCCCACAGUUCAGCAUGCUCCUCUCAUGCUCUUAUACCCCUCAUUGUGCUAGUUUCCAGCCCGCUCAUUUAACAGAGGCAUACAUUGACUUAUCACUUCCUCCUGGACUGAUGCUCCAUAUAUGCAGGUGUUCAGGGCUUGAUCUAGCCUCCAGUGGUGAUGCUGCACCAUGUCCCAGUAAAGUCAGUGGGAGGACAGGGCAUGUAAGAAAUAUGCAACCACACUUUUGAUAUUUCACUGCGAAAUCUGUAGUUCGUAUUGGGUCCUCCCUAAGCCCAAGCUGCCACUGAAGUCAGUGGGAGCUUCGCUUGAGCAGAACCCCAAUUCAUAGCAACCCGUUCUGCUUCUGCAUGUAGGUGAAAUCUGCCUCCGUGGUAGCAUCCCCUGCAGCUGUUCUACAUGCAUAUGGUGUGAAAGUUAGCAGAGUACCAGGGGGGAAGUUAGUAGUGGAGCUGUCCCCACCUCCACCCAGUUAUUUCUGCCUUGGUGUCCAAGUGGAAAGUUAGUGGCGCUCCUGCUCAGUGGUUAUCUGUUACAGAUAGAGCCACAGCUUCAUGUUUCCACUUAUCCCUCCAUGACCCUCAAGGCUAUAUAUGGAAGGCUGGAGGAAGACUUCAGGGAAGAGGAAGAAAAAGGGUUUAGGUAGAGCUGGCACUAGAUAGAGGAGGUGUUUUAAUUGAUGUCAAAUCCCUAGAGCUCUGACAGGUGCCAGAUGGAAGGAGAGGAUGAAGCAGACCUGUGCUCAGGGUUAGGCCCUCUGUCCGUGGUUUCCAGAUGCAGGCAGGUCCAAGUUUUCUCCAAGGCAGCAGAGACUCGCUCCAAUGGCAGCACACCCGGAGGUCCUCCGGAUGGAUGGGAGUAGGGGCUGCGGAUGAUUUUGUUCUUCCGUCCAUGGAAGUGAGGUCCCAAUUCCUGUGGAUCCCCCGGCGUGGAGGGGCCAGGCCAACCCUCCCCUUUGCACCCUCUUGGCCUAAAGGGAUGCUGCUUAGGGAAUACUACGAGAGGGUUUUCUGGCCUCCUAUGGGAUAGCGUGAUCUGGCUCAGGGUAAGGAUUUCUAGAUCAGCAAAAUGCAUAUGCACAGGUUUUGAAACCUGAGUAGGUGCCCAACUCCCACUGAAAUCGAGCCCAGAGGAGUCGAUCCAAUUGCUGUUUAAGUCAAUAGCAAGAGUCCCAUUGACUUAGACAUUGAAUGAGGGCCUUAAGAAUGCACUUAAAGCAACUGAGUACUCCCAAGGAAACCAACGGGAGGAUGUGCGUGCCUUUAAUGUUAGGAAUAUUCUUGUUGGGUCAGCUCAUAACAUGCACUAGAUCUCGGAGUAUUUUCCUGCUUCUGCAUAGAUCUGCUAGAAAAAUGACUGUGCAGAUGGUUGAGAACUGUCCCUAGUGAGACUAUGAGCAGGAUUACUAAUCCUCCCAAGCAUUGGACUGGAUCUCUGGUUAGACAAUUGGAUAGAGGCAACUCUCAGGAUGAUCCUUGUUGGAAUCAAUUUUUCCUUUAGCAAAAUGGGAGAGGGAUCAGAAAAAAAAUUCUCAUUUAUACCCUCCUCCCCCCACUCUUUAUAACAGCUAUAAUACUGAGAAGUAGGAUGACAGCCAGCCUCAUAAACCAUUCAUAGUGGCAUAUGUUGGAAGUCUUUGGACUACUUUGCAUUCCAGUUUGUAUCAAAGAAGCAGUUCAGAUCUUGUGUGUGUGUAUAUAUAUAUAUAUAUAUAUAUAUAUAUAUAUAUAUAUAUAUAUAUAUACACACACCCCCCUUUGAUGUGCUACAGGAAAAAACAAAACAAAAUGCUGGUGUUUUUACUUUUUAAAACUCACAGGGCAAAGGGCAUGUUAUUAGUUUGCUGUAAGAUUAUAUUCUGUAUAUAUGUUUUCAUGUAAAUAAAUGAAAAUCUAUAUUCAGAGUUAUAUUUUAAUUUUUAUUCAAAAAUGAAAUCCCCUUUUUACUUGAAGAAUUGUAAGCCACAUUGUUAAUAAAGGAAUAAUAAAUUAUG